This is a messenger RNA of Aspergillus caelatus, 2283 nucleotides long. RefSeq names its product cation diffusion facilitator family transporter. Gene Ontology annotation, molecular function: monoatomic cation transmembrane transporter activity. The transcript is spliced from 2 exons. NCBI's taxonomy places the organism in Eukaryota, Fungi, Ascomycota, Eurotiomycetes, Eurotiales, Aspergillaceae. The coding region runs from base 383 to 1855 and encodes 490 amino acids. Gene Ontology annotation, cellular component: membrane. Gene Ontology annotation, biological process: monoatomic cation transport; transmembrane transport. The record is from RefSeq and is a predicted model, not a curated record.
GGCUUUUGCGGUAGUGUUUUUUAUGACAAGAGUCAGCCAUUGCCAGGCGUAAGGAAUAGUAAUGGAGCCCCCAUCAUAGGGCAGUGGAGUCCAGAACGCCGCAGUUCGGAGGCGGAGAGUCGUCAGCACAUAUCGGGAUUGUAUCUGCCGGACCGGAUUACAAUGGUUGGCGUUGAAGCACACGACAGGAUGGAAGGAACGUCAUUAUAGUUAGAAAGUGAUCGAUUUCUCUCAUUUCCUUCUUCUCGGGCCAAACUAUGGGCACGCCACACCACGGUUACAAAAAAUAUAGUGUCCUGGCUUUGGCGGUCUUUGUUGACCUACACUAUUUAACUGCCACUAUUAACAAUUAGUACUGAAUUGGACUUACGUACCCGGCCUGAUGCCGCUGACGCACCCCCUGCGGUGGAGGGCCCAUCCAUCACCAACGCCCGGAUCCCCAUCCAACCUCCGUUGUUCCAUAGGUAGGUUUCGAGUAGGGCGUUCCGGCUUUGUUCUACCUUUUCGACCUCAGCUGCGUGUUCUGCGCACGUCGGCAACCUCGUUUUCCUCGCGCCAUAAGAACUCCGCCAGAUCCCUCAUCCCUUUCAACUCCGUCAAUGCUUCUCGCGUCCCACUCCCUUCCUUAACCACCACGUCUACUAUUAACACACCCCUACAUCUGAUGGCGACGCAAACCAGAAGCCAUGGUGGCCACGGCGGUCACCAUCACCAUCAUCACCACCACGGCGGCAAUGUGUACCUGACUUCUACAAACAAGAACGACGCCGGCGUUCGGAUUACGCGGAUCGGCCUGGUCGCCAAUCUUGCAAUGGCAAUUGGCAAAUUUAUCGGAGGUUACGUCUUCCACUCGCAAGCUUUGAUCGCCGACGCCUACCACGCCCUUACAGAUCUCGUCUCGGACAUCCUCACGCUGGGGACAGUCGCCUGGUCGCUCAAGCCCCCGUCUGAAAGGUUCCCAAACGGCUACGGAAAGAUUGAGAGCAUUGGUGCGUUGGGCGUGAGUGGGCUAUUGCUCUGCGGAGGCGUGUUUAUGGGCCUGAAUUCCGGUCAAGUUCUGUUAGACCAGUUCUACCCCCAGGCGGCGGAGGCGAUCUCUCACUUGGGACACGGCCAUUCGCAUAGUCACGGAAUCGACGUUCUUGGCCCCAGCAUUCAUGCCGCGUGGUUGGCCGCUGGGUCCAUUGUGGUAAAGGAAUGGCUGUACCACGCAACCAUGAAAGUCGCCAAUGAGCGCAAGUCGUCUGUUUUAGCCUCGAAUGCUAUCCACCAUCGCAUUGAUUCCCUCACCAGCAUUGUCGCUCUAUUCACCAUUGGCGGCACGUACUUGUUUAAAGACGCUUCCUGGUUGGAUCCUGUGGGUGGACUCCUUAUCUCGUUGAUGGUCAUCAAAGCCGGAUGGGGAAAUACAUGCUCGUCACUUCUGGAGCUGGCCGAUACUGCCGUGGACGAUGAGAUCAAGGAAUCGGUGCAGAAGACUGCUUCCAAGGCGCUCGCGAAAUUGCAGGAUAACAGUGCGAUCAAGAUACGCGAUAUUCAGGGCAUGAAAUCUGGCCAGAACUAUCUCAUGGAUAUUGAAUUGGCAGUGCCGGGCGCAUGGCCCAUCAAUCGAUCUCGGGAGAUUGAGGAAACUGUCAGGACAGCCAUCGGAGCGGGCGUCCGCGGCGUUAAGCGAGUCAAAGUGCGAUUUAUCCCCCUCGAGCAUGAAGAACUGAAUUUCUCCGAAGAGUUCAUCCCUGCUGAAGUUGCAUCCCAAGCCAACCCGGAACCGGAGGAUGGUGACACGGACUGUGAAGCGCACGGGCAUGAUCAUGGGCAUGAUGUGCACGAACAUGAUGUUCGCAAGAGGCGUUAAGGAGACAUCUCUAUUUUUGCUUUGUAUUAUUUUGCAUAUUUUGCUUUGUAUCGAGCCUAUUGAAGCUCUUGUUGUGUGUUUGCAUAGUUCGUGCCCCGUUUUGCACAUCGGACCUCGAAGGAUCAUGUGAUACCCCAUGAAUACACCAUUGGAGAUGAUAUCUCCAUGUCCUGUUUAUCUGCUGGUGGAGAUUGUGGCUGGUGAAAAUUAGAUCACACAGAGGUUGGGUCUAGCUGGCAGGCGUGAAGAAACGAUUGGAUAUAGGGAAGAAAAGAAGUCGAUAGAGGAGGACGUCAGCCAUGGCUGGCAAACCAUGUACAGUAUGUACAUAUACUGGCUGAAUAGAAUCUACAGCAUGUACUGCGGGCUUCUUGUGUACCAUUCAGAUCUCCUCGGAGAUGUUAAUUGUACAUUACAGUCGAAGUAGC